Molecule: messenger RNA, 1575 nt
Organism: Caenorhabditis bovis
Lineage: Eukaryota; Metazoa; Nematoda; Chromadorea; Rhabditida; Rhabditidae
Source: the annotation of a GenBank genome assembly
AUGGCGGAAACGAAAAAUGAGGCCGUACAAGGAAUGUCGUCUGCAUUUGGCGACAUCACUAUCAAAAUUGUCUAUGAUAAUUUUAUUAUCGUGACAUUUUCGAGGAACGAAAAACGAAGAAAUGAGGUUUUGCAAACUGUUGAGCAAACGAUCGAAUCUUCAUUCGGACCUCUUAUCUCUUACUCUAACACCCAUCUGACAACGGUUAAAAGAGCAAAGGAGGCAAUGGAUUUGAUUAUGGAAAAAGUGACGGGAAAUAGUACAAAACAUUUUAUUAAUAUAAAGAGGAUGUUGUUUUAUUCUCAACAAAUUAAAGAAGUUAGGUCAAUUUUCGAUAAAAUUUGUUUCCAACUGGGCGUCUUUCUAGGAAAUAACAAGUGUCUCCUUUUAAGUCAUGGUGAUGUGGUGGCGACAUUCAAUUCAAUGGAAGGAGCAGAAAGCAUUAUAAAAAGUACAAAUGGAAAUGAUUUGAGAAAUUUGAUUUCUACUAUUGCAAACUCCUCGAAUCAUGAAUAUCAAUUUUGGUUGCGCUCGAAACAUGGCUCAAUUCCAUACUAUGUCAAUGCUUUCAAAUGCAACAUUGUAGAUAAUGUUUCACUUGUUUGUCUUGUAGAAGCAUCGGAAAAUACGUUAAUACGCUAUUUGUACUUAUUUUCGAAACAGUUAGAUCAAAUAAGAAAUAGUGAAGAUUUAAGAAGGGAUUUGAGGGAGAUUCGUAAAACUGUAUGUGAUAUUCAGUGCCUUCUUGCUAGUAUUCAAAACGAUGACAAUGCUUAUUCCACAGCUUUUAUGAAGAAUCCAUCACGAACAUCGGUUUUUCUUUGUAAUGUCUGGAAACAAAUCGAAGCGGAGGUGAAACGUAUCAAUGGAGUGGAAGAACCACGACAAGAAAAGAGUCGAGCAAACUCGAGAUUCUCGUUCAGCUCUAUUCGCAGCGCAUUCUCAACCUUCUCACUGGAUUCAGCAAUGUUUUCAUCAGUUAGCAAAGAUGGGAAGAGUAUCACAAAAAAACUGGAAGUGCUUCUAUCGCAUGCAAAGCGCCAAAUCAAUGCGAUCAUCCAAGAAUUGUGUGCAAUCAGUAUUCAAAAAUCGCGAAAGAUCACAUUGCCGUUGUUCAAUCAAUGCAUUUCAAAGAUUAUAAAACCAGCACACAUUGAGAAAAUCAACAAUCUUGGAUUAGGAAGCGAAUUGUCAGAAAGUUUUGAUUUGUAUCUUCAUCCAGCGAACUACUUUCUGGAAAUGCUUGCAUAUCGAAUUCAUUUUAGUGAGACUCAGCAAGGACUAUUGUAUAUUAAUCAAUCUGUACAAAAGGAUUUAGAAGAAAUUGUGUUCUUAAAGUCCAGUCGUUCAUUCUUGUGUGACAUUACCACGAAAUCCGGUUCUCGUUUUUCCGUUCAUCAUAUUCAUGUUCCUCAACAUUUGGUUCAAAACUCGGCGAAAAAGUUGAACGACAAUCUUGACAGCGACAUCUACAUGACCGUUGUAUACCCUCAAAUAAUCAAUAAAGCAUUAGCGGCAAAACAAUCUGAUUAUUUCCUUAAAAUCGUAAUAAACGAGCUCUCUAAGCUCUCAUAA